This is a messenger RNA of Suillus paluster, 1138 nucleotides long. RefSeq lists its product as uncharacterized. Lineage: Eukaryota; Fungi; Basidiomycota; Agaricomycetes; Boletales; Suillaceae. The transcript is spliced from 6 exons. The record is from RefSeq and is a predicted model, not a curated record. The coding region runs from base 265 to 990 and encodes 241 amino acids.
UAGAAAAGUUCUACUUGGAUAUGGGCGUCAAAUCUUUGAGCUCUUGCAUUGAAUACACUGUAGUUCCGGGCCAGGUGGACGCACUACAGGCCGUGGCCCUUCAGAGGCGAUCUUCUAUAAUUGACAGGAUGCCUAUUUUCCUCCACGAGUUUGCAAAAGAUCGCUUUAAAGAGGGGAUGCGCUAUGUACGGUGGGAUGACGAGAAGUGUUUCUCUGUACAAGCUUGUGGAGAACUUCACGUCACGAAGAAAUUGAAAUUCGACCAUGCGGAUGGACAUCCGCAUCAGGGAGGGCACUUCACCGACCUCACUGCUGGGACCCAAUCCAAGGAUGGCGUACACACAUUGUGGAUCAAGGAGCCGAAGGCUCGCGAUUAUGACAGCACUGUGCCGUCUGCUGUUCUCUACGUAUAAAAAGCAUGAUGUGAUGUCCCUUAUCACUAUCUUGGGCACAGAAAUUGCCGACCUCAAGCACUUCGGUUACGAUGUCGACAGAAUCCGCUCACAGUAUAGUGAGAAUCUUAAGAAGGCUGAAGAUGAAAUUCCCAAUGGGACACCACUUGUUCAAGCACAACCCCCAGCACCCUCUCCGGUAGAGGAACAACCCAGUUCUCCACCGACGGCGAGAGCAGGGGAAGAUAUUACCAAUGGGACACCACCUGUCGAAGCACAGCCUCCAGCUCUCUCUCCAGUAGAGAAACGAGCUAGUUCUCCACGGGUGGUCUUGAACAAACCCAUGAAGUGGCUGAAGUGGCUGCAUGGGCUCCGCAAAGACCCCAAGUUGAAGUUGGGUGAGAUGAAGCCCAGUGAAAUUGAGAACUCCAUCAAGAAGGUGAAGGACAUCAUGAAGGAAAAAGGCGGCGAGCACUGCAAGCAUAUCAACAGUCGAGUGCAGGUCGGCGGAGGAAAGAAGCAGAAAAAUGUCGAUUACUGCGAUGAAGAGAAGAUUCCGAUGACAGACCUCGAUGAAUGCAGUAAGCCUUCCGACUAGGGGUUAAGUGACUUAUGAUUAAAUCAACGAAGAGGACCAGAAAGUCGGAGAGGUCAAAGUCUGGAAGCGAAGUUGAAACUCUCUUGUUUCCGGCUGUGAGAGUGAUGCGUUUGUUUCAGCGGGGAUAGCUAAUGUUCCGUCAAAUGAA